AUGAGUCUGGUCAUUAAGGAAAGAAGCUUUGGUUUGUGUCCUGGGAUCGGAAUAAGAGCAAAACUUCUGGAGCAGAAUAAGUUCAAAUUUGAGCCAAGAGGAGAGGUCUCUGGAUCUGAAGCUGACCCUUCUCUCUACCCACGAGCUGAGAAGACAAUGACAUUCACUCACCACAGACCCUGGAAAUCUUUAAAAAUAGACCCCAGGAAGGAUGUGGGGCUUGCUGGUUUCUGCGGGAGAGCAGCGUACCCAGGAAAAUCAGGAGGCAGAGACUUCAGGAAGAGGAAAGGGACUGCUAUGCAGGACCCCAUCCUUCAUGGGGUCACCUUCAGCUCUUCAGCCGAACUAACUGGAUGGUCCAGGACAAUCAUGAAGAAUGAAUUCAAUCACAGGAAAAUAAAUGGGUGA
Molecule: messenger RNA, 408 nt
Organism: Rangifer tarandus platyrhynchus (Svalbard reindeer)
Lineage: Eukaryota; Metazoa; Chordata; Mammalia; Artiodactyla; Cervidae
Source: the annotation of a GenBank genome assembly